Messenger RNA from Fusarium proliferatum ET1, 2133 nucleotides. RefSeq lists its product as uncharacterized. The record is from RefSeq and is a predicted model, not a curated record. Lineage: Eukaryota; Fungi; Ascomycota; Sordariomycetes; Hypocreales; Nectriaceae. The coding region runs from base 1 to 2133 and encodes 710 amino acids. The transcript has a single exon.
AUGGAUGCCUCCGCUACACUUCAGACCUGUCAAUCGCCGCUGUAUAGACCACUGGAAUAUCCCAACCGCACUAUUAGACUGCUUAUUCUUCAACCAUCGGCAAGCCCUCUCACAAUACUAGAGGGAAGUCUCCAUCCUGUAUCACUCGAUCUCCGUCCAGCGUACCUGGCUUUGUCAUACGUGUGGGGUGAUGCAAAAAACACCCAGUCCAUGGCAGUAGAUGGCCAUGAUGUUGCUGUGACUGUCAAUCUCGCGUACGCGCUGCGUUGUGCCAGAUUACCAGAUAAGCCAGUUGUUAUCUGGGCAGAUGCUCUGUGCAUCGACCAGACAAACGACGAAGAGAAAUCAGUUCAGAUCCAGCUCAUGGGCGCGAUAUAUCAGAAUGCAUACAAGGUUCUUGCGUGGUUAGGCGUAAGCGACCACGACAGCGACCACGCGAUAGACAUUCUCAAUAAAAUGGCGACUGCGAUCAAGCAAGAACAGGACCCGCAGGAUGAAGAUGGAAGCUCCAUUGCCGAUGGUGAGACCAGCAGUGAUGAAGAGGAGCCGGGAUGUACCAGAAUGGGAACGUUGCAGGUCAAGGUCAUUCAGACUGAAGAAGAAGUGACUGCAAGCAUGGAUGGUAUCUCCAAGGACCUGAACGGCCCUAAUUGGCUCCAGCAUUUACCGGAACUGUGGAAAAAAGACACGCAAGAGCUCUCUUCUUUUCAAAAUCGUGCGUGGGAUGCCAUUGCGCAGAUCUUUAAAAGGCCCUACUGGAGUCGUGUCUGGAUAUACCAAGAGCUGGUACUCGCCUCCAAUCUCCACUUGCAUUGCGGAGAAAAGUCUAUUAGCUGGCAAGACCUUUCCUUAGCUGCUUUCAGGACCGACCUCAUGCUCAAGAGGGCUGACCACCCGCCGCUCUGCUUUUCUCGUUCUCUCUGGUCAAAGCUCACUUCUCGACCUAUGCAUCAAGUUGUGCUCGUACGACAUGACAAGCAGCAGAUGGCAAAGGGCGCCAUCCCUUCGUUAUACAACCGUAUAGAACUUCAGCGGCUACUCGAGGCAUCAAAUCCCAGAGAUCUUAUCUAUGGCCUGCUUGGGGUUUCCCAAGCAAGUGUUGUGGUAGAUUAUUCGAAGCCUCUUCACCAAAUCUAUCACGAUUAUGCCAGUGGCUGGAUACGAUGGGCUUGUGCCCAGAACUCCUCCACUACCCCUCUGAGCUCUAUGAUGGUGCCUGUGGUAUGGGCAGGUAUCGGGUACGAGACUCGCACACAAAUGCCCUUUUCGGCCCCAUCCUGGGUCCCCAACAUACAAAAAUCUCGACAAUUAUCAAACGCCUUGACCAGAUCCGGAUGUUUAUUUCAAGCUUGUGGUAGAACGAGACUGGAAAACGCAGUUACAUCCAUUGAUGGGAAUUUUCUACAUUUGCGAGGACACUUAUGUGACAAGAUCACACAGACCUGGCCUUUACCCUUUGCCGCGGACACCUUCCGCGGAGAUUUACCUCGCAUAGCAGAUGCCAUGUCAGCGAGACAUCAAGCCAAGGAACAUCCGAUGAGAAUCCCACUCUUAGACCUGCUGUUUCGCACGGUACUCAUAGGGCGUUGGCCUGGUACUGAUUAUCCCUUGUCGGUUUUGAGCAUAUCGACGAACGAUGAAUUCAUGUGGAAACGGCGUUUCAUUCACGACCUCACCAAGCACAAAUUUGCAGAGCUACACAAGUCCAGCAAUGACGAAACUGAACAGUCUCUGAGGGACCGUAUUCUUAGACAGUGGCAAGUUGAAGGGCCACCACGGUCCUGGGGAGAGGUCAUUGUGAACAUCACAAGUGCGGAGCAAUUUUGGAACACAUAUACAGCGGGCGAGAAUGAUGGAUGGGAAGAGUUCCUUAUUGUGUCUAGGCGCAACAUAAAAGACACGUGUCUUUUCAAAACAACUACAGGAUACUUUGGCUUAGGACCUUUGAUGAUAGAAAGCAGCGAUUUGAUCUGUAUCUUUCCAGGGGUUCGCCUCCCCACGAUAUUGCGUCCUAAAGGCAACCAUUUCCAGCUUGUGGGAACCUGCUAUGUCUAUGGACUGAUGGACGGCGAAGCUGUGGGCAAUGAUGUUCAGGCCUGGGAGGCUUCUUUAUCCGAUUUUGUUCUCAUGUAG